Thunnus maccoyii (southern bluefin tuna) is the source of this 1234-nucleotide messenger RNA. It is a transcript of the gene tyw5, whose product is annotated as tRNA-yW synthesizing protein 5. Lineage: Eukaryota; Metazoa; Chordata; Actinopteri; Scombriformes; Scombridae. Gene Ontology annotation, biological process: wybutosine biosynthetic process. The record is from RefSeq and is a predicted model, not a curated record. Gene Ontology annotation, molecular function: 2-oxoglutarate-dependent dioxygenase activity; tRNA binding. The transcript is spliced from 8 exons. Bases 84 to 1097 code for a protein of 337 amino acids.
UUUCUGUGGGGAACACUAAUACUGUGACACCCGCUGCUGUUUACCUUCACUAGCUUGUGAUUUUUCUCAGCUAAUCAUGUUAAAUGGAGUUUCAGGAGAAAAUACCUGUGCCGAUAUUUACAGAAGUAGACAGAGAUGUUUUUCUGCGAGAUAUUUAUCCACAGCGAAGGCCAGCCGUGCUGAGAGGUGUGUGUCUCGGACCGUGCCUGGAAAAGUGGACAGUGGAGUAUCUUGGACAAAAAGGAGGAAACAAGGAGGUGAAAAUUCACGUAUCCACUGUGCCACAGAUGAACUUCCUUCACAAAAACUUUGUGUACAAGACUCUGCCAUUCAAUGAGUUUGUGAAAAGGGCAUCUGAGAAAAAACACUCUGACUUCUUCCUGUGUGAGGAUGAGAGUUAUUAUCUUCGAUCGCUGGGCGAGGACGUCCGAAAGGAACCUGCUGAUCUGAGUAAACAGUUCCCAGACUUGGCGGAGGAUUUUCAUACCCCACACUUCUUUGACCCCGAUCAGUUUUUCUCCAGUGUCUUCCGCAUCAGCUCCUGUGGUCUGCAGCUGUGGACGCAUUACGAUGUGAUGGAUAACCUGCUGGCUCAGGUGACAGGGAUGAAGAGGGUGGUUCUUUACAGCCCGCAGGAUGCACUGCACCUUUAUCUGUCAGGUGAUAAAUCAGAGGUCCUGGACAUCGACUCCCCAGACUUGAAACUGUUUCCUGAGUUUGUGAAGGCAAAGAGAUACGAGUGUGUGCUGGAGCCUGGAGAUCUGCUUUUUAUCCCUGCUCUGUGGUUCCAUAACACCCUGGCGCUGCAGUUUGGUGUGGGUGUCAACGUGUUCUGGUGCCAUCUACCUGCAGACAGCUACGAUAAAAAGGACCCGUACGGUAAUAAAGACCCCGUGGCUGCAACUCGAGCCCUUCAGGCACUGGAGAGAGCGCUGCACACUCUGGAUGAACUUCCACCUGAUUAUAGGGACUUCUACGGUCGCCGUAUGAUUCAACGUAUCCAAAAGCGGACGUACUGUGACAGUUUGUUAAACACAAAUACACAAGAGGACUUGAACAGCACAUUACCCAGCAGUCCUACCUCCAAACCUGGAUGAGAGUCCAGAGAACUGUGAUGUAAAUCAUAAAACACCUCUAAUGAAUUUGAGUUUUGCUUUGUUUUGUUCAUUUUGACUUCCUGCUGAAAAAGUCUUUAUUAUACUUGUUAAUACAUUUCAUAAAGAUUAAAAUAACA